This is a messenger RNA of Aspergillus alliaceus, 388 nucleotides long. RefSeq lists its product as uncharacterized. Lineage: Eukaryota; Fungi; Ascomycota; Eurotiomycetes; Eurotiales; Aspergillaceae. The record is from RefSeq and is a predicted model, not a curated record. The annotation marks the transcript as partial. The transcript has a single exon.
GUAGUAGGGGAAUAGCGUGCUACGGCGCCGCAGGUGGCAGGAGCAGAGGACUGGGUUUCUAUUGGACGAUCUACUACUAUACACAGAGGUUGAUCACUGGUUUCUGAAGCCAUUGGGGUGCGGUAAAGAUUUUACCGCAGCGGGUAGCAUGUGACCCGCAUGUGCUACUAUAUCACCUACAGGCGCUGUAAGGUGUGCCUAACAUUACCUCCCUCUCUCAGAAAGCCCUGGCCUCAGGGCUUUGUAGGUGCUCAUUUAUGCAAGUGUAGAAUCCUGGCUUAUGCGGGGUUGAUUACGGGCGCGUGGUGUAGGCAUUCAGUAGUUCUGAGCAGUGUAUGAUUUCAUGCUUGGGGAUAGCCUCACAUUUUCUAUUUCAGGAAGUAUAGGA